Molecule: messenger RNA, 2858 nt
Organism: Vitrella brassicaformis
Lineage: Eukaryota; Vitrellaceae
Source: the annotation of a GenBank genome assembly
CCCCGUUCCUUUUUCCUCUCCCGGUUUUUAUCAUGGCUGCCACUGUUCUGUGGCUGUGUGCCGUGCACGGCACCUCUCUCGUGGAUGGAAGAACCGCAGAACAGCCGUCACCACGAGCCACGGGCUUCAUGCACAGACGUGCACAUGCAGGCGCAUCGAGGUUGAGAUCUUCCUCCAGGCUGCAGGCAUCGAGGGUGGCUGAGGGGGUUGCAAAGACGGCCUCGUCAGUCAGAUUGGUGAGAGUGAUGCAGACAGAAUGCGGCAGACCGAGAAAGACCGCUCCGUGUGUGUGUGUGUGUGUCAGAGUGGGCUGCCGACAGAGGGCCGUCUGUUUAUCGACGGGGAAUUUGUCGAGUCGUCGGCGCUAGAGACCUUCAAAACACACGACCCGGCCACAGGAGAUCUCAUUGCCACCGUCCAACAGGCCAAGUAGGUGACAUUGAUUUGGUCCAUGCUGACCCGUGUGGCAAUGGCUGUGAAGAGUCACUCACGUGCUGUGUGUCCGUUCAGUGAGGAAGAUGUUAACAAGGCAGUGGCUGCUGCCAAGAGAGGUGAGCACUGCACCCAUGCACGCAAAUACCUCCACAUCGAGGUGCAUGGAUCUGUCUGCCUGUGGCUGGCUCGUGCCGUCAGCCUUUCCAAACUGGUCCCAGGCUGACGGUCGCUUCCGUCGGGACUGUCUCUACCGCUUGGCGGAUCUGAUGGAAAGGCACAUCGACGAGUUGGCAGAGAUGGAGAGCCGAGACAGUGGGAAGCCCAUCACUGAAGCCAAGUACCUAUGCAGACAAAGAGGGGGUUCUCUUACACACUCCUGGUCUCUGUGUGUGCUGCUCUUGGCCCCCUUCCCAACCACACACCUCCAGGACGGUUGAUCUGCCGCUGGCCAUAGAGGCAAUCCGGUAUUAUGCUGGAUGGGCUGACAAGAUCCAGGGCGACACCAUCCCACUUAGCAAUCACCACAGCACGCUCGCCUACUCGACGAGGGAGCCCGUCGGCGUCUGUGGCCAACUCAUACCCUGGAACUUCCCCCUGCUCAUGUUCUCUUGGAAGACGGGUAUGUGCAGACAAAACAAACCCACGCACACAGACAGGAACCGUUCGCCAUCUGAUGUGGCUGUGAUGUGUCCUGCAGGUCCGGCCAUGGCGACUGGCUGCACAACUGUGAUGAAGGCCAGCCAGAAGACGCCCGUGACGGCUGCCAUGUUGGGCCAUCUGAUCAAAGAGGCAGGCUUCCCACCGGGCGUCAUCAACAUCCUCCAGGGGCCUGGUCGUGUGAUCGGCGACACACUGAUCAACCACCCUGAUGUGGCCAAGAUCGCCUACACGGGUUCCACUGCACAGGGGCGACGCAUCAUGCGUGCCUGUGCCGAAGCGGGCAUGAAGCGUGUGUCGCUCGAGCUCGGCGGCAAGAGCCCGCUUAUUGUGCUCGACGACGCAGACCUGGACCAGGCGGUCAAAGCCGCAUGCCAGGGGUGCUUCUCAAACAUGGGUCAGUGGCGAAGGCGUCACGUGUCUGUCCGACUGAUGUGCGUGUGUGUGUGUGUGUGUGUCGGUGUGUGUGAGCGUAGGCCAAUGCUGCAUAGCGUCCACCCGAAUCUACGUCCAGGCGGGGGUGUAUGACGAAUUCCUCAGACGCGUCGGCGAAUGCGCAGCGGGUAUACACAGACACUCUCAGACUAUAGGUCACGCACAGACGCGAUGAUGUCCUGUCUGCAUGAUCAGCACGCACAAUCGGGUCGCCGCUGGACGCUGCAACGGUGCACGGCCCUCAGAUAGGGGAGAAACAAAUCGAGACCAUCCUGGCCUAUGUCGAGGGUGCACACAAGGACGGCGCCAGGCUCAUCUGCGGCGGCAAGAAGACCAGCGUCGAUGGAAAGUAAGACAGGCACAGGGGACCUUACCACGCAUCAUCUGACGGGCGUGGUGCGUCUGCAUGUUUGCGCAUGUGUGUGCAUGUGUGCAGGGGCCACUAUUUCGAGCCGACGGUGUUUGCAGAUGUCAGUGACGAUAUGGCGAUCAGCGAGGAAGAGAUAUUCGGUAUGGCGAUCGCCUCGCCUGCGCAUUGGCCCGAAGUAUCUGUUGUCGAUUGUAGGCCCCGUCAUGUCGGUGCACAAGUUCAAGACCGUCGACGAGGCCGUCGAGCGCGCCAACGCCAGUCAAUACGGGCUAGGCGCUGGCGUGUGCACUCGCGACGUCGGCAAGGCUCACUCGAUCGCGCGGAGGCUGCAGGCCGGCACCGUCUACAUCAACACGUGGAACCAACUCGACGCCGCCGCGCCAUUUGGAGGGUUCAAGCAGAGCGGACAGCACAGGGAGCUGGGGGAGGCUGGGUUGGAGCCCUACACGGAACUCAAGACCGUGGUAGCGGACAUAUCGUAUCGGUCGGAGCAGUGAAGGGCGCGACUCGACGAAGUAGUGUCACGUGUGUGAUGGAUGCAUGUGUGAUGUACAUGUGCACACGUAUGUGCGUGCGCGGUUUGUGGAUAGGAGCAUGGAUCGGCGGGGCAGCAGCCCUGUCAGUGCAUGUUUGUGUCUUUCUGUGCAGUUUCUGGAGCAUGUGUGAUGCAAUACCAUGGUGUACUUUCUGGUGAUCGAUGCCGACCGCAGCUAGACAUACUUUCUGAUGGUGCAUGUCAUGUCUCGCAUUCAUGAUCACUCGGAACGGUUGGGAGCGAUGUGACGACGAUAUAAGUUCUGAGUCUUGACACCCGAGCCGACCGUUUACAUAUGCAUUCGAAUCACCCGAGAAUUGCAUCGACAAUUCAUCCGCAGUCCUUGUCGUGCACGUGAGCGACAUCCCGCUGACCCGUCACGGUCGUUUGUGUGUCGGCUGUGUGUUACGAUGAGCAAUCGAAGCA